UUGUUUUCAGGCAAAUUUUGUCAUCAGGCCGUGGAAGUUUACUCGGAUAUACGGCCUGAUCCUUCGCAGGCUAUAGGCAUUCCCAGCGCUCUUACCUUACAUCCUCAGUUGAAAAUACCACCAAAGUAUGGCUGUAAACACAAUCGGUGCAAAAAUGGGGCCAGCUGUCAGGCCGAUCAGUCCGCGAUCGGCUACCAUUGUCUGUGUCUGCCAGGCUACGCAGGUGCAUUUUGUGAAAAACUUUUAUCCAUCACUUUGCCAAAUCUGAAAUCCUAUUUGGCCGUAGAGCCAAUAAGCCGGGGAGCUCUCAUUCCACGAGGAAACCUCAGUCUGGUCUUUUCAACCCUCGAACGGCAGGGAGUCAUUCUCUACUUUACCGAAGGCACUGACGAGGCCAUGCUAGGGACAGGUAUUCACGGAAAGCAGAGAUCGCCGAGUGAAAUGAACAAUCGAUAUUUUGCGGCCGAAAUUUAUCAGGGUCACGUGAAACUGAGUUAUGCUCUCGGUGCGAGAUCCACAGCAGUGGGCUAUUCUACCGCAAAGGUCAACGACGGUAACAGACACCAGCUUGACAUUAUAAUACAGGGAGAAAGUGCGGAGAUGUACGUCGACGGAAGCCGCAACGCUCUUAUCCAGGCGACGAAUAUAGAGCGAAAGUUUGAUCCUACCUUUGCAAGCUCUAACGCCGAUGCUAAGUCGCGCGAAGCCAGUCCACGUCCGCUUGCCCUGUCUCGGCGCAUUUACCUCGCCGGUGGUCCAAACGAUCUCCUCGCGACGGCCAGAGCGGCGGGCAGCAUCAUGGAGGCCUCGGGCUUGACAGGUACGAUAGAAAGUAACUAUACAAACAAAUAUACAUAUAAAAGAAAAUAUGCAGUUAAAAUUAAAAAAAAAUUACCAAUAGGAAUAAUAGUAAAUACUUCCACAAAUAACUGUAUAAAUAAAUACGUAUAA
Molecule: messenger RNA, 951 nt
Organism: Dibothriocephalus latus
Lineage: Eukaryota; Metazoa; Platyhelminthes; Cestoda; Diphyllobothriidea; Diphyllobothriidae
Source: the annotation of a GenBank genome assembly